Neomonachus schauinslandi (Hawaiian monk seal) is the source of this 552-nucleotide messenger RNA. RefSeq names its product gastrokine 2 (gene GKN2). Gene Ontology annotation, biological process: regulation of cell population proliferation. Lineage: Eukaryota; Metazoa; Chordata; Mammalia; Carnivora; Phocidae. Bases 1 to 552 code for a protein of 183 amino acids. The transcript has 6 exons. The record is from RefSeq and is a predicted model, not a curated record.
AUGAAAAUCCUUGCGGUAUUUCUGGUGCUGGUCAUCUUUGGGACACAAUCUCAUGGAUAUGAGGUUUAUAACAUCAUUAGCCCAAACAACAAUGGUGGCAAUCUUCAGGAGACAGUGACAAUUGACAAUCAAAAAAAUAUCGCCAUCGUUAACAUCCAUGCAGGAUCAUGCUCCUCUACCACGAUUUUUGACUAUAAACAUGGCUACAUCGCUUCCCGGGUGCUCUCCCGAAGAGCCUGCUACAUCCUGAAGAUGGACCAUAAGGCCAUCCCCGCUCUGGACGAACUAAAACGAUACAUCUACGAGAAACAGGCUAUGAAGAACAUGUACUCUGACAAAUACCUCUGGGUCAAGUACAACCCACUGCAGUCUCUGAUCAUGCACAUAGACUGGUUCCUGUUCGGCUCACCCAUCAGGCAGCUCUGCAGUCAUGUUCCCCUGUACAAGGGGGAAGUGGUUGACAAGAUAUAUAACGUCCGUGCUGACGUCUGCUCAAGGACCGGAUUCCUGGGCAUCUUUGGAAUCUCCAUCUGCGCGAGUGUUGGCGUUUAA